UUUCGCAUCAUCACGCCCGUGUGAUGAAGUCCACUUGCCGCUUUUGAUGAUGCUGCUGCCGCUGCCGUUGUGGCAACAAUCGUCCCCUCCAGCUGUUCCCGGCGACUUUAAAAUGCGGCAGGCCCCUCCUUGGAACGCCACAGAGCAAACAGAGCGCCACUCGGCACCGACCUCGCGCGUUCUACAAUGUGGUUCAACACACCGAGGGUUUACAUUUUAACUUGUUAACGUAGUACGGCACUCUACAAGCUCACGGUGUUUAUUUUGUGCGCACACACACUACUUUACUGGUGCGUGAAUAACGGACAAAUACACCUUUCUGCUCGAAGGCUCAAAAUACAUUUGACGCGUAUAAUUGAAUCAUUUUAGUCCACCGCGCACCGUCAUUAAAAGAUCAAUCAAUUAACGCGCAGGAUUUGCGGAGUGACGCUCGAGUCAUCGGCGCGAAAGCUAUCGGAAGCCGCAGAGCCCUAGAGAGGCGUUUUGUCGAGGAAUUCCAACGUCGGGUCGGUUUCUGCCCCGCACGGAUGAUGCGAGCUCAGAGCCUCGGCGCCGACGCAGCAACGACGCCGCCCUCGCAGACGCUCGGGCUCGGAGCCCGCGUCGCGGAGCACGCAGCCAGGAGGAGACCGAGCGCGCGUGCCCGACGUUUCGCGGCAGCGCCAACCGCGGCACCGCCGUCGCACCCGAGGGCGAACGCGAGGCGAACCGCCCAGGGGCUGCGACGAUUGGCGGCCCUGGCGCGAUUCUCAGAAAGCGUUUCCGAGAAUUCUCUCCGUGAUCCGCCCAACUUCGAGAUGACCCACCCGAGUCACAGGACGCCACCCCGCGCGCACGACGCGCAGGGGCUGGAGGCUGCUGCUGCUGCUCUUGCUGCUGCUGCUCUCGCUGCUGCUACUGCUGCUGCUGGUGGUGGUGGUCUCGUUGCCAGCCCUUUUGCCGGCGCUAACGGCGGCAGUGACGAUGACGACGGUGGCAGCGCAGACGCCGGACGCGCCUCCUCGUUUGGAAGCGGCGGCGGUGGCGGCGACGGCUCGGGCGCAGUCGAGGACUUGUGGUCGAGUUUCGCGGAGAUCGGAUCGCUGCCCUACCACUGGCAGAUGCGGCGGCCGGGCGCGGCUUGGGAGAGCGUCCCGGCUCGCGCGCAGGAGGUGCUCGAGCGAGUAUUCUGCAACCCCGAUAACGACUCCGCGCAGCUGCGCACCGAGAAUGGGAUUCUGUCUCUGGACUUCGCCACCAUGGAGGCGAGGAAUCCUUCUGGCGACAAAUUGCUCGCCCGGCGCCUUGAGAGCUCGCGAAUCAGGGCCUACCCCUGCCGUUUCUACCGCAGGGACCAGAACCGCUGGCUCCGGCUCGACGAGACGUCUACCAGCAUCGUCACCAGUUCCGUGGCAGCUGGAAUCUUCAACCUGGGCCAGUGGCCCCUGAUGAGGAUGCGCCCGGAGUUUGUGUCGUCCCUGGCCGUGACGCAGCAUUGCGACGCGAGACGGAGCGGCGAAAUCGGCUCGUACGCAGAACGAGACCCUCCCGCUAACGACGAGCGGUGGCACCCCACGCGUUGUCGCCUCCUUAGCCCCUCCACUGGCGCCGCACCGCCGCAUCCCGGCUGGCCGGACGCUGCCGGAUGCUCGCAGCCCUCGACCUGGGUGCCCAUGGAUCCCGGCGUGGACUUCGUGCGCGUGACCCUGGAGCCGGCCGAGCGGGCGUACCGGGCCGCGUACCGCCUCUUCCACCAGACCGUGUCGGAGACCAAGGCGCUCGUGCUGGGCAUCGAGCGAGUGCAGAACCCCUUCCUGUGGGAGAAGUACUGCAGGAAGAAGGCGUUCAUGCUGCGCAAGCUGCCGCAGAUGCCCGAGCGCGAGCUCGAGCUCAACCUGUUCCACGGCACGAGGGCCGACACGGUGCCCGCCAUCUGCAAGCACAACUUCGACCCGCGCCUCUCGGGCAAGAACGCCGCCGUCUACGGCAACGGCAGCUACUUCGCCACGGCCGCCAGCUUCUCGCACGGCUACGCGGGGCGCGCGGGCCACGCCGGGGACCGCUGCGUCUUCAUCGCCAAGGUGCUGGCCGGGCGGCACGCCGUCGGGCGGACGGGCCUGCGCAGGCCGCCGGCGCUUUGUCCCGACGACCUGGCCAGCGACCUGUACGACUCGUGCGUGGACAACGCGGGCAAGCCGAGUAUCUUCGCCAUAUUCGACAGCGACCAGUGCUACCCAUACUUCCUCAUCCGCUACCGGGUGAUCGGGAACGAGGUGCGGCUGUGAAACUCGCCUUCUCUCGGGCGCUUCUCGUUUGCCGUUACCGCCUUGGUCGUGAUCGAGGAAGCAAAGGAAGAACAUGGGGAGGACGGGGAGGGGGGGGGGAGGAAAGAGACUGCUUUCUGCAUGUGAACUAUUGAACAUUUUUUUUUUAUUUUACCAGGUAAGGCCCAACUGAGCUAUAUAGCUAAUUUUUUAGAAGCGACCUG
Molecule: messenger RNA, 2467 nt
Organism: Petromyzon marinus (sea lamprey)
Lineage: Eukaryota; Metazoa; Chordata; Hyperoartia; Petromyzontiformes; Petromyzontidae
Source: RefSeq, a predicted model, not a curated record